CUUCCAUCUUUCAAGAAUUUACGAAUUUCAAAGAAUCUGUGUUGUCAAUUGUUCUUGACAUCUUGCUGUUUAAGUUUUUGUUCAUUUGUGUCCCUCUCUUUAUUAUUACAUAAUUCCAAAUAAAUAACACUUCCUUCCUUGCUAAACUUCUCGACCGUUUUCUUCUACUAUUUCCCUGCAAAUGCAAAAACCCAACUCAAAACUUGAAGCCAAGAAGAAAUGUUUUACUCUGAGUCAAGAAAAGGAGCAUUGGGCAGCAUAUGGGUAGCUGCUUAUUUCUUUAAAAAACUUAAGAAAGCUCAGGUCACUCAAACUCACAUCCCCACUUCUGUUGAUAAAAUAUUGCAAGAUGAACUUGAUGUUUUCACAUAUAGGGUACUUGCGUACCUUCUUCUUGGUGUUGUCAGAAUAUUCUCCAAAAAGGUUGAAUAUCUGUACGAUGACUGCAAUAAGGUGCUACUUAAAAUCAACGAUUUUGUGGUUAGUAAUAAAGAAAUGGCACUUGUACAAACCCUGCGUGCUCCUAAUUUCUCUAUCACACUGCCCGAAAGAUUUGAACUUGAUGCUUUUAAUCUAGAUAUCCUAGAAGAUACUAGUGGAGUCAAUUUGAUGCCAAUUGAAGACAUCACUAUGAAAGAUAGCAUGUGGAAAGCCGGAGCAAUAGUGCCAUACUCUGUGGACACGUGUCAUAAUGAGGAAGUCUCUGCCAAUCAGGAUAUUUGCUCUGCAAAAAUUAAUCUGAAUGAAGAUUCUCUUUUGUCUCCCCUGAUUGACUGUAAUAUCAUGGGAGGCCCAUCUCAUAAUUUGAGCAGCUUAAAAGUAAGCACUGAGAAGUUUCAGGAAAAUAGGUCCAAUUUACAUGAAUCCAUGAACCUUGAAUUGCUUCCUGCUGUUGAGAUACAACCGCUUUGCGCUGUUCCAUUAUCAGUAGAAGAUCCCCGCAGCGAAGCAGCGCAGCUAGGGGAUCUAAUAGUUAUGGAAUCAGAUGAAUUGCAUGAAGAACAAAGCAUGCAAGAUAUCUGGGAUACUAAUAUCUUUGGAGAAGCUGGUUUGAGCUUUCUCAUAUGUGGAGAAGUUGAGAAAGAACCUGUCAACGCUGGUAAGUCACCUGGUUUACAUCAUCUAACUGAUGGGAACCAGAUAAAGGUUCCAGAUAUCUCACAAUCAGAAAAUGGAAAUCAUGAAGAAGAUGGUAAUUUAAAUAACCAUGAAGAAACCAUGGAGAAACUUCGUGAAAAUGUGGGUACCCUGGGAGAAUGUAGGAACAUAGAAAUGUCCUGUAUGGUCGAGGAGCCAAGAGAACAAAAUAGGUCAAUUGAUGAAAAAAAGGAGAGUAACACAGAUCAUCAAAUGUUGUUAGAGGUUGACGAGCCUCCAGAAAAUACUAGACCAUUUGGUGAAGAGUGUCAGAGCACCACAAACCUGAAAACUCCAAUUGAAAUGAUGACUCCAGGAAGUGGCACAUGUCAGACUUCCACAGAAGAUCAUCCAUUAUCUUUAACAAUUGAUACAACUCCUCAGUCCAGGUUCCAUGAAGCUUCAGGAUUUAGCACACCAGAUAUUUUGCUUAUUCCUACCCCAGCUGCUAAGGAGGGUGCUCGUCAUCGAAGGAAAAGGAGAUGUUUUUUUGAUGAUAUGAUGGUGUUUCCUAACAAUGUAAUUAAACAAUUUAUAGAAGAUUCAAGUGACUUGGUCUCCAAACGAAGAAAAGCUCCUUAUACUGAUGUUGCCGCCUGGAGAGCCUAUCAAAUUUCUCGUCUUCCUCAGAAUUUCUUGGAGUCCUUGAUUCCUUGUUCUUCACCAGAGCUUAGAUCUCUUCUUUGCGGGAAGAAAUUAAAGAUUUCAGAAUCACUCGAUAAUGCGAAAGUUCCACAAAUGUUCACUUCCGAGAGUCCCACAGUUAGUAGAUCAGUGGAGACUGUUGAGCCUUCAGAGAAGUUAGACAAGUCACAACUUUGGGUUGAUGGUCAAUGUGUUGAGAAUAUGGACUCUUUAGAAAGGCUAAAUGUGUCAGCAUCUCCUUCUGUCCAUAAACAAGGCGAAACCGUGGAGCCUCCAGAAAAUUUAGGCAUGCCAGAGUCUCCUAUUGCUGUUAGAUCCUUGGAUCAAGUGACAAUUGCACCAGAAACACCUGUUCUGCAUACAAAAAUGCUGAGGUCUUUUGAAAGCCCUGAAGCACCUGAAUUUUCUAAUUUGGAUAGACCAAGGUUGGAGUUUGAACGAGCAGAACAACAAAUAUCUCCCAAUAAGGAACAUGAACUUGAUCUCGAUAUGAUGAAUGAGGAGAUUAAUUCAUGUGAAGGGGAUUUCCAGAACAACUAUGGAUGGUCAGAGAGAACGAGAGUGGCGGUGAGAUGUUUGCACAGAAGUUUUCUAAACCAAAAGAAGAGAGGAGAGGAAGAAAUAGUAAAUCUGUUGCAACUUUUGGAAGGAAGAACCAAAAAGGAAAGUGCAAGGCUCUUCUAUGAGAUACUGGUGUUGAAAAGCAAAGAAUAUGUACAUGUGAAACAAGAAAAUGCCUACUGUGACAUUCUUAUCUGGAAAGCCUCUCAUUGGGGACAAACAUGUGGGGAAGAUAGUGUUGAAGUUUCUCCAGGAUUCACUCGAGACUUGGAAGAGAAAUAGAAUUAGUAAAUUACCUGGGGCUAAGUAACCGAAGGUACCUCUCACUAUAGCUGAACCUGUUUGUGACUCAGAAGAUAUUGUAGCAGCAGCUGCAGCUAGAAGCAGUUUUGCAAGCCCAAAAUCACAAACAUGAGCUGUAAGAUCAUUGUCGAGAAGGAUGUUGCUUGGCUUCAGGUCACAAUGGAUAACUGGUACAUGGCAAUAAUGAUGAAGAUAAUCCAACGCAGCAGCCACGUCGAUUGCUAUGUUUAGUCUCUGAAUCAAGUUUAGUUUGCUUGAUUGUGGAGGCUGAUCCGGUGGGCUCGGAUGCAACCAUCCAUCCAAGCUUCCAUUUGGCAUAAACUCAUAAACCAAAGCUUUGAAAUCGUGACCUCUGGAAUCUAUGCUUGAGCAAGAUGAUAUGAUCUUGACAAGAUUCCGGUGGCGAAUGUUCUUCAAAGCUUCACAUUCAGCUAAGAAACUCCUGUUAGCUCCUCUUUCUUGAAGAUUGAAAACUUUGACAGCAACAACUUUUUCUUCUUCAGUGUUCAGAAUUCCUUUGUAAACAGAGCCAAAGCUUCCUUCACCAAGUAAGUUGGGCAAUGAGAAUCCAUCGGUUGCUUUAAAAAGUUCUGCAUAAGAAAUUUCCAUAUGCAAUGGUGUCAAGCCUGAUGGAGAUCCCUCUCUGGGCCGCUUCUGUCGAUAAAAGAAAGCAUAACCACCGGCUGAUAAUAGAAUAACAAAGACACUGCCAAAGAUAAUGAUAAGUACCAGUCUAGUGAUUUUGCUUUGUCUGUUUCUAUCUGAUUUAACCUUCGGACACGGUGAUAAACGCAACUCUUCAAUUCCUCCACACAGCUUAGGAUUUCCUAAAACUGAAAAUAGACUGAUAUUCCUGAACACACCUUUAGUUGGUACUUCCCCCUCGAGAUUGUUGAAUGAGAGAUUGAGAUAAGAAAAAUACAAAAAGUUCCCGAGAAAAUCAGGAAUCUGUCCUGACAAAUUGUUGCGAGAAAGAUCAAGGAUUUCAAUACUUUUCAACUGCUUGAAUGAUGAAGGAAUACUUCCCUGAAAAUAGUUUUCCCUCAUAUACAAAUACUUCAACAUCAAGCAAUUGCCUAAUGUGUUUGGAAUUUCUCCAGACAAUCCAUUCUCUGAAAUAUCUAAUUCACCAAGACUUUUUAGGUUUCCUGUCUGGACCGGUAAAUGACCGGUGAAGCCAUUUGACUUUAGGUCGACGAGAAGAGAAAGAGAAGAAAGACCAAUAACUUGUUCAGGUAUUGCACCUGUCAGGUUAUUGUGUGAAAGAUUUAAACCUUGAAGGAAGUUGCAGUUUGCCAAUGAAAUUGGUAUUUUCCCUUGUAGCUUAUUGUCACUUAAAACAAGUCCAUUUAAUGAAGUAAGAUUUCCAAUACUAGUUGGAAUUUUUCCUGACAGGGUAUUUGUGGAAAGGUACAGUCUUUGCAAGUUGACAAGCUUUCCGACAGAAUAUGGAAUAUUUCCUGACAGAAGGUUGCCGUUUAAUGCUAAAAACACCAAAUUGAUCAGCCUGUCAAUACCUGAAGGUAUCUUUCCUGAUAUAUGGUUUUCAUCUAGUCUUAGUAUGGUGAGCUUUGUGGAUAGAUUUGUGACUGAAUCAGGAAAUGCUCCCCGAAAGCCGUUUCGGGUCGUUCGUAGCACUCUCAGAUUUGUACAAUUGGUUAGUGAUUUAAGAAACCCUAAAUCAUCAUUUCCAUCUAUUUUCCCAUCAGAAAGAAAGUUGCCCCCAAUUUCUAAGUACUCUAGAUUUUGGAGGUUUCCUAAAUUCGUGGGCACUCGUCCUGUGAAAGCAUUGUUGCUUAGUCCUAUGUAGCUAAGUUCCGAAGCAUUAGCCAGAGAUACUGGAAAGGGUCCGGAGAGUAUGUUCAAUCCAACGUAAAACUGCUCGAGAUUUGGAAGUGUCAGACCCAGAUCAGCAGGAAGUUCUCCUUGUAAUAAGUUGUAACUAACAGAAAAAAACUCUAUGGAAGAAAUGUUGAAAAGAGAAACAGGAAUCAUUCCAGUCAAAUUAUUACCUGUCAAUUGUAAGAAUUCGAGGUUCAACAAACUUCCAAGCUCAACAGGAAUGCUUCCUACAAGAUUGUUAUAUCCUAGAGAAAGCUCAUCGAGGUUUGAAAGAUUUCCAAACGAAGGCGGUAUAGUUCUAGAACUAAACCGGUUUUUCGAAAGGUUCAAUUGAGUAAGCUUAGACAAAGAACCGAGAAUUGCUGGAAAAUUUCCUGCAAGAUUGUUGUACAACACAUUGAUCCUUUCGAGUUUCGAGCAGUGAGUAAUAUUAGUGGGAAAAUCACCUUCAAAGGAAUUACUUGAAAGAUUAAGAAACCGAAGCCGAUAAAGACGACCAAUUUCUUGCGGUAUAAUACCAUUAAACAAGUUAUCUCCAAGAUCAAUCUCUCUAAGAAAUGAAAGAUUACCAAUAUGAGGAGACAAUGAUCCCACUAAUUUGAGUGACCGUAGGUUUAAAACAGUCACUCUUUGGUGCCGUGUACUACAAGUAACGCCUUGCCACUUGCAAAAAUGAAGAGAAGCAUUCCAUGAUUUAAGAGGAUCGGAGCUUAUUUUAGAUUUGAUUGCACGCAAAGCCUGAAUGUCGGUUUCAUUUGUAAAAGCAAGACUGCCUGUGAGAACAAAUGUGAGGAAGAUAAAAGGGUUGACACAAAGUUUGAGAUGCAUGUUGAAGAUAAUUGAGUUUGUGUUUGUGCUUCCACUCAAUUUAUAUAGCAUUACCAUUCCCACCUUGGUAUAUGACUUUGACCAUAAAUGCCAUUGUUCUUUGAUUUUGAUAGUUACUCAAGUUAUAAUUUUAGGUAUAAUCACUUAAAAUA
Mercurialis annua (annual mercury) is the source of this 5468-nucleotide messenger RNA. RefSeq names its product sister chromatid cohesion 1 protein 2. The record is from RefSeq and is a predicted model, not a curated record. Gene Ontology annotation, cellular component: cohesin complex; synaptonemal complex. The transcript has 14 exons. Bases 220 to 2625 code for a protein of 801 amino acids. Gene Ontology annotation, biological process: mitotic sister chromatid cohesion; replication-born double-strand break repair via sister chromatid exchange; synaptonemal complex assembly. NCBI's taxonomy places the organism in Eukaryota, Viridiplantae, Streptophyta, Magnoliopsida, Malpighiales, Euphorbiaceae. Gene Ontology annotation, molecular function: chromatin binding; protein binding.